AUGACGCGCGCCGAGGCGAAGGUGAUCAUACGAGAGCUGGAGCAGAUGGACCUCACGAACCAGCAGAAGCCGUCAAGUCGCGCGCGGCGCCCUCUCCAGCCAUUCGCAGCUUCUCGGCGGCGCCCAGAGGCGAUCGGCGUGAUCGGCGGUCGCGGCAAGCCGUCGCUCCCUCGCGAAAGCUUCUUCGCGAACGGGACUCGCAUCGCCGACCGUCCAGGCUCCUGCCGAUGGUUUUCUGUCGCUGCAGGCCGUCCAGCAGCAGCGCAGGCCUCUGCCCGUCGCGUCUCUGAACAUAUCCGUGCACAUUCCUGUCCUUGA
Molecule: messenger RNA, 318 nt
Organism: Caenorhabditis auriculariae
Lineage: Eukaryota; Metazoa; Nematoda; Chromadorea; Rhabditida; Rhabditidae
Source: the annotation of a GenBank genome assembly